AUGCUUCGUGGAGUCUCGGCCCGGUCUGGGUCCAGAACCGCCGCCCUGCUGCUGGUUGUCUGCUGCGUCCUGCUAGCCGGCCCGGCUGGUUGCCGGGGCAACACCACAGCUCAGCCUCAGCUCCGUCCUCCAGACCUGCAGGUGGCGCCGGACCGGGGGGCCGGGGGCCCGCUGGGGGCCGCCUUGGGGUCUGAACCAGCGACUCUGAGGCGGUUCAGCAAGAGUAAACACAGACCUGGAGGGAAGCCCGGCCCCCCUGGGCCCCUCGGCCCCCCCGCCAACGCCUCGCAGGCCACGCCCCCCUCCUGCCUGCAGACCACGUCCAUCCAGACGGCCUUCAAGUACAUCAACACGGCCCUGUCGGUGCUGGUGUUCGUGGUGGGUGUCGUGGGCAACGGGACCCUGCUGAGGAUCAUCUACCAGAACCGCAGCAUGAGGACGGGCCCCAACGCCCUGAUCGCCAGCCUGGCCCUCGGGGACCUGGUCUACAUCGCCAUCGACGUCCCCAUCAACGUCUACAAGCUCCUGGCGAUGCGCUGGCCCUUUGCCGAGCAGCCCCUGGGCCUGUUCCUCUGCAAGCUGUUCCCGUUCCUGCAGAAGGCGUCGGUCGGCAUCACCGUGCUCAACCUGUGCGCGCUGAGCGUGGACCGGUACCGGGCCGUGGCGUCCUGGUCCCGGGUCCCGGGCUCCGGCGUUCCCACGGCAACGGCCCUGGAGAUCCUGGCCAUCUGGGCGCUGUCGCUGCUGCUGGCGGCGCCGGAGGCCGUCGGCUUCCGCAUGGUCUCCUUCCAGUACAAGAACGUCAGCAUGACCACCUGCAUGCUGCAGCCGGACACGCCCUUCAUGACGUUCUACCGGGACGCCAAGGACUGGUGGCUGUUCGGGUUCUACUUCUGCGUCCCGCUGGCCGUCUCCGCCGUCUUCUACGGCCUCAUGACCUGCGAGAUGCUGCGGCACCAGAGGGGGGCGCUGCGGGCGUCGCUCAGCGACCACCUCAAACAGCGUCGCGAGGUGGCCAAGGCCGUGUUCUGCCUGGUGCUGAUCUUCGCGCUGUGCUGGUUCCCGCUGCACCUGAGCCGGCUGCUGAAGAGGACGGUGUACGAGUCCCAGGACGCGCACCGCUGCGAGCUGCUCAACUUCCUGCUGGUGCUCGACUACUUCAGCAUCAACAUGGCCACGGUCAACUCCUGCAUCAACCCCAUCAUCCUCUUCUUCGUCUCCAAGAAGUUCAAGAGCUGCUUCAAGUCCUGUCUGUGCUGCUGCUGUUACUCUGGCUCUCUCUCCAACAGCAACGGCACCAGCCUGCAGUACAAGCACACCGACCCCUGAGGGCCCUCUGAGCCGCCGGGGGGGGCCCCUGAG
Molecule: messenger RNA, 1362 nt
Organism: Cololabis saira (Pacific saury)
Lineage: Eukaryota; Metazoa; Chordata; Actinopteri; Beloniformes; Belonidae
Product: endothelin receptor type B-like
Exons: 6
Coding region: 1-1329 (442 amino acids)
Biological process (GO): vasoconstriction; regulation of blood pressure; G protein-coupled receptor signaling pathway
Cellular component (GO): membrane
Molecular function (GO): endothelin receptor activity
Source: RefSeq, a predicted model, not a curated record